UCAUCAGUUGCGUUCUACAACAACUUCACGGAUCAGAACGUAUCAUUGGAGGCAAAUGCACCACCGAUGGUACCGGAUCUUCUACAGCUAGUUGAUUUUCUGGACGAAGCAGCGGGAGAUUAUGGUACCUUGCGACCACUUGUUCCGGUAUCGUUCAUUGCAACCGGAGCAAUGGCUCCUUUUGGCGAAACACCAUUCCCAUGUUCGAAUAAUUUGUUAACGAAUUUAACGCCAGUCUAUUCGUUGAAUGGUACGUAA
Gongylonema pulchrum is the source of this 258-nucleotide messenger RNA. Lineage: Eukaryota; Metazoa; Nematoda; Chromadorea; Rhabditida; Gongylonematidae. The record is from the annotation of a GenBank genome assembly.